Culicoides brevitarsis is the source of this 5937-nucleotide messenger RNA. It is a transcript of the gene Dab, whose product is annotated as protein disabled. Gene Ontology annotation, cellular component: cytoplasm. The record is from RefSeq and is a predicted model, not a curated record. Bases 152 to 5872 code for a protein of 1906 amino acids. NCBI's taxonomy places the organism in Eukaryota, Metazoa, Arthropoda, Insecta, Diptera, Ceratopogonidae. The transcript has 3 exons.
CAAAACAGUGAAAAAACCCAAUCGAUGGAACAAAAUUUUCGUAAAUUUUGUGUUUUAAUCCCCGAUUCCCUUUGAGAUUGUCCUCGCGGAGAGGAAUUCUCCGCAAAAAUCGUCUUUCGCAGCACCAUUUAGUAUUAAAAAGUCCCCAAAAAUGCAUCCGCGACACUCCGUUGCACAGGAAAAGGAUCGCAACGAGCCGAGUCGCUUUUUUGGCGAUGGCGCAGUUUUCAAGGCCAAACUCAUCGGGAUCCUCGAAGUGGGCGAGGCGCGCGGCGACCGAAUGUGCCAAGAAGCGCUGCAAGACCUCAAGAUGGCGAUCCGGGCUGCGGGCGAGCACAAACAAAAAAUCACGAUUCACGUCACGAUCGACGGGCUUCGGUUGCGCGACGAAAAAACCGGCGAUUCGUUGUACCACCAUCCGGUUCACAAAAUUUCCUUCAUAGCGCAGGAUAUGACAGAUUCGCGGGCAUUUGGGUACAUUUUCGGGUCUCCGGACAGUGGGCAUCGCUUUUUCGGCAUAAAAACGGACAAGGCGGCAAGUCAAGUGGUUUUGGCGAUGCGAGAUUUGUUCCAAGUCGUCUUUGAACUGAAAAAGAAGGAAAUAGAGUUGGCUCGGCAGCAUAUUCAGAAUAAAAUUACGCAGCAUGAGCAUCAAGUGGCGAUCGCGGCAUUGACGAAUAAGACAAAUGACACAUCCACGACGUCGUCGUACGGGAGAAAUGCAUCGUCAGAAGCUGCGGGAGGAGCAACAAGCGCCAAAUCUGACAAAUCGCCUGUAUCAGUGGCGGAUUUGGUGGAUCUCGAACAGGAAUUGAGCUCGAUUCAGCGUGGAAUUACGCAAAUGGACUCGCAAGAGCGCAUCAUGGAUCGCCUUACGCAAAACAGCGAAAGCACACCAAAGUCAGCAACGGACAAAGAUGAUCCCUUCGGCGACUCUUUCACCUCUGUUCCAACGUACAAUCUUCUUCCGCCGCCCGAAUCCUCAAAACGUCACCAAAAACCCAAAACGGAGCACAACGAGUCACUUGCUGAACUCGCCGAAGUCCUCAGUAAAGUUCAAGCUCCCUUGGCAACAACUGACGAUUGGCUCAACACGCCGCCCCAAUCCGCUAACGACAUGCACGAAUCCGUGUCAUUCGGCGAAGAUUUAGCAAAAAUGUCGGAAAUGCAACAACAGGAAGCGACACAAACGACAAGUGGACCCGCAAGUGCUGGAAGUGACGUUUUUACGGACUUGGAUCCACUGGGCACGGGCAAAACCAAACCUUUUGUCGACAAAAAAUACUUCUUCCAAGAACUGAAAAAUCCGCCAAAGAAACUUUUGCGUGAAUUGUCAAACAGUGGCAACGAUACGAUUCAAUUUGAUGCAACUUUUGCCGGGAAUCGCGACCAAAAACUCACCUUGACUGACAUCCAGAGACUAGAAAAUGAUUUACUUGGGGCGCAACCGCAACCAGCAGUUUUUGAUCCGUUUAAAGAUGUGAAUUCGAUCGAUAUGUUUGUCGACGAUCCCUUCGCCACAGAUCCUUUUGAGACCGAAUCACCCAGCAUUGAGCUCGAAAAUCGCCGGAAAUCGACGUCGCCCAGUAGUAACAUCGCAGAAACGACAAAAGAGCGUCAAGCGAGCCCAAGUACGUUCAUCAAUGGACCACUUCAGGUAAAUUUACCGCCGGAAAAUUGGAGCGAAAGUCGCAAAACGUCGGAAUCGCCGCAAACGACGUCAAAUAACAGUAGCAGUAUCGCCCGGAACCGUCCCACAGUGCGCCAAAACAUGAAUGACGCCAUCUCUAGUCUUAGCAGUAAGAAAAUGAUGAAGCCGCCAACGCUUUUCUCGCACUCCAAGUUCGGCAAACGCGAUAGCAACAUGCGUCGCUUGCAGGAAAGUGACUCGAUGAGCGAAAAUGAACUCCCCCAAAUGAGUAGCAGCAAGAAAAGCGAUUCGCGGGACUACAAAUUGAUCGGAAGUGAUCGUCCUGAGCCUCCGCCACGCCCUGAAACAGGUUCUGGAAGCAAAUUUAUUGAACCGCCGCCACUUCCGCCAAAGAAGCAAUUUUCCGACAUCGUAAUUCGACCAAAUAGCAGCAACAGUAACAGCAGCAGGAGCGUGGAGACGACCCGUUACGAUUAUUUGAGUGGUAAAAAAUUGCCGCAGCAACAACAGGACGAAGCACCGCCACUUCCGUUGCCCUCGCGACGCUUGGGGAAGUCAGAUACGAGUUUUCCGGGUCCCGAACGUCCUCAGAAAAAACUCGAUGAUGAUUAUUUGACGCCAAUUACGAGUAUUCCGCAGUUAUUGCCGCCGCCACAGAAGAAAGACCCCUCAAAAAUGGUCCGGGGAGGUCGACGAACGGAUUACGAGUCAACUGAUUUGUUCCAAGAAACGCCCCCGGAAAAGCCGAGUGAGCCUCCGAUCACGGAAAUGACCUUGACACACCUCUUGUCGCUCGGAAUUAAAGAUAUGGCGGUCAAAUUGAACGUUCCCGAAUCGAAACUCAGCACAAUGACGAUCAUCGAACUCACUUCCUACCUUUCCAAGUUCCUCGAGACUUCCAAGCAGCAACAACAGCAACAGGACCAAACGCCCGCCAAGCCUUUUGUGUCGCCCUCGCCACCUGCCGCUGCGUUCAAAGUCAACUUUGAUCAGCCAAUUCCGCGACAUCAACCGCAAGACGAUCAAUUUUUCGCCAAAUUUGACGACAACUUUGGCGAAGACGAUCAUUUCGAGCCAGAUUUCGAGAAAUUGAACGAUUUGAAGCCCGUGACGCCGCCUCCGAGUGCCGAUCGGUAUGCCGCGUUCCGUGAAAUUAUCAUCGAACCGGAAGUGACGCCGCCCCAGAUGCAGUCGAUGAGUCCGCAGAUGGAUAACAGCCAGGAAGAGUUCUACAGCAUCAAGUCAACGACGACCUCGGCCACGGAAAAGGCUUCGGAAAAGCCCCAAGAUGGUCGUUUAUCAACAAGUUUGGAUUUCGAGAAAGCUGUUGAAGCACAAAUCAAUCGUUUGAGUCCAAAUUUGCAAAUUGGAUCGAUUGAACCGACGCCACCGCCCCCUGUCGUCGCGAAAAUUGACACAAAAAUCACCGAACAGAUCGCUAAUGCCAAAGAUCGAUAUGCAGCGUUGCGAGAUAUCAUCCUCGUCGAAGAUUUAUUCGAAAAACCGGCAAUAAAUAAUCCUCCAACGUCGUCUAGUAACUCGGAGGAGAAGGAAGAAGACCUUUUCGAGAGUUUCGACGAAAGUAAAAUCGCGAAUUUGGAACAGCAGAACCCUCAGGAGGAGGAAAAUGAGCAAAUGGCGUCGCCCGAAAUCAAUAUUUCAUCAGCAAUUGGCAUCACAGAUGCCCCAAUCGAGCCGCAGGACAGUCAGGAGAUCCUCUCAGAGCUGAAUUCGAACAAUUUGACAACCACAAGCAAUAACCGCGACGAUAUCGAGAUCGAUGAAUACAUGAAUCGCGCGAUUUCCAACUUGUCGAUCAAUAGUAGGGGCAAUUUAUCGCCUGCGGUGAGCGGAAAAUCGCCAACGAUGGCACAACAGGCGAACGCUUCGACGUCUCCGAUGCGAUUGCAAGGCACAACUUCCAAAUCUCCCGUGAGUUUGAUGUCGAACAACUUGAGUGUGCACGUGAAUGACAUGUCAACAUCCCCAAUUCCGAUUCAAAAGUCACCGGAAGUCGUAAUGGAGGCAGUUAAAGAGCAGCAGGAAGGUUCCUUGAGCGAUGUUUCGCCGCAAGAAGCGACUUUGGCGAAAGAAGAGCCCCCAACGGAGGUUUUGGAGCCAAAAGAAGUCGCUGCUGUCAAAUCGAACGACAAUUGGGCGUCAUUUGAUCAGUCCCCAUCAACGGAGGGAACGAAAAAAGUCGAAAAGGAACUUCCGAAAAAGUCGAAAAGACGAUCAAAUCGUGAUUCGCCGUAUUCGUCUGAUGAUAAAAACAUCGAGGAUGAGCAAUAUGACAGGAAAUAUUACCGGAAACCAGCGUCGUCGCGUGAUUUGAGCCCCUGGGAGGAAGAUGCCGAGUACAGACGACGUGCUGAUCGGUAUGGACCACGUGCUAGACCUCGCAUGGACUCUUGUGACGAAGACUAUGACGACGAAUAUGAAGGUCGAAUGCCCCGCAGAUCGAAAGGAGGGUCCCGUGAUGGCAGUGGCGUGCAUCCAUGGUCUCCCCCAAGUGAUCGGGAACGUUACGAACGACCCAUGUACGGACCAUGGUCGCCUGAAGAUCGAAAUUUCGAACGAAAUGCCUAUGAGAGAAGCACUUAUGGGCCUCCGCAUCAACCAAAGAGCUUAAAUUCCUACGAUCGACGUGCUGUUUAUGAAAAACAAAAGUACUAUCGUGAUCGGGGCAGGAUGGAUUUCCCCUUUGAUGACCCUUACGAGGAUGUAUAUGAAGCGGGAUACCCUCGCGGCAAGCGAAAUGACUAUGAAAACGUGUACGACGAUCAAUCGAGGUCCAGGGAAUACUUUUACGCCAAAGAUAAACGAAGUUUUGAGAGUAACGAAUCGUAUGAUUCACGCGGGCGAUACGGAAGUGGCGAAAUUUACGGUUACUCAGACUAUCGAGAUCGGUAUUUGGAACGUGGGCGCUUGCUAAAAGGCAGAAAUGCCCAAUCCAAGCCCGAUUUAGAGCAAGAUUCGGAUGUUGAGAUGUCCAGUAGACGUGGCGGAGGCUUCGAAAGUGGCAGUUUACAACGCCCGAGACCGAAACCAAUGCAAAUCGACGACGAAAUAUGGGGCGGGCAGAAACCUGGAUGGCGUCCCAAUAGCGCGAACGAACCAGAUCGACGUCGAAUUGCGAUGGGAGCAUCUCUCGCUGGCUCGGAUGGCGAAAAAGAUCGAAGAUUUCGACGGAAAAUGCGUCCCAAGGAAUAUUCGGACUACGCUUCGACGAAUUAUGCCACGAUGCGGUACCCAAUUAGGCGUCGCGGUGACGAUUAUUACGACUAUCCGCCGGAAGAUCCUGCUGACGACCCGUAUUACGCUCGGCAGAGACCUCAGUACUACAAAAGCACAACGCCACGAUCGGAAAACAGGUCUAUGGAUCGUUCUUUGGACAAGCAUCGUUACGAUUACGAAGACGAAAUGGAACCAGAAGACAGUGGAAGUAGUCGAAGAUCCUUCAAAAAAAGUAAUUCUCGUGAUUUAUUCUACGAUGAGGCACCAAAAGAUUCCUUUGACGACGAAAAAUCCCUGAAAAAGCCCCAAAAUCGGAAUAAAUUUGAAUUUAACGACUUUGAGGAUCCUCCAGUGGCGAACAAAUCGGCAGCUGCGACGACAACUCCAAGUAGCGGCGGUGCAGUUCCCGCCUCAAAGUUCAAUUUUGACGAUGGCGGUUUCGAAAGUGACUUUAAUAAUUCGCCUGUUCCGCCUCCAACGUCGAGCGGAAGUGCCGGCAACCAAAAUAAGUUCCGUUUCUCGAACGAUUACUCGGACAAAGAUUCGCCAAAGACUUCACAGCAAAAGGCUUCGUCUCUGAGGGCAGCAAAUAAUUACGAAACCACGGAAUAUACGUCACAUUCGCCACACAGCAACGCCAGUCACUCGUCAUCCACGAUGAAAUUGCGUUUCAAUGAAAAUGUCAAAGUUUCGCAAUUUUCCAGCAACUCCAACAUGUUCGAAGAUGACUUUUCCAAAGCCAACGUUGAUGCCGGCGGUGAUCAAUGGAGCAGCGAAAUGCCGCUGAAAAAAGGAAACGACAAACAGGGCAGCGGACGACAACAUGAUAACAUCAAAAAAUCCGAAUCUGUCAAUAUUUUCGCGAAAAAGAAGGAUUUUGAUCCGUUCGAGGACGACCCCUUCUUCGGACAAACCAGUAACGAAAAUAACAACAAGGACGAAAAUAUUAGUCAAAGUUUUGCCAACUUUGAUGCAAAUAUGUGAUGAUUUCAAUUUCAAACUUUUGUAUAUUGAACAUCGAUCCACUCUUAACUAUCCUUCUAAACUAU